This is a messenger RNA of Acanthoscelides obtectus, 2088 nucleotides long. The record is from the annotation of a GenBank genome assembly. Lineage: Eukaryota; Metazoa; Arthropoda; Insecta; Coleoptera; Chrysomelidae.
GACAGAUUGUCAGAUUGCAGUGACAGUUUAAGACGUUUUUCUGAUAAAUCUGAUAUUUUUUCAUUAUGUAAAUAAAUUUUAAUUGUUUUCGAUGAAUAAUGUUGGAAAGUAUGCCACCGUUUAGACGAAAAAAAUCAGGCAAAAGCUUCCCGGUAAAGGUUUGCACCUUAGACGCUGAGUUGGAGUUUAAUUUAGAGUGGCGAGCGACAGGCAGGGAUUUAUUUGAGCUAGUUUGCAGGACAAUAGGUUUGAGAGAAACUUGGUAUUUUGGGCUGCAGUAUGAAGAUUCCAAAGGGUUCAUAUCAUGGCUCAAACUCGACAAAAAAGUGCAAGACCAAAGCAUCCAGAAGAAUCAUCAGACUGCAUCCUUUAUGUUCCUAGCCAAGUUUUAUCCAGAAGAAGUAGCAGAAGAACUUGUGCAAGAAGUGACUCAACACUUGUUCUUCCUCCAAGUCAAACAAGCCAUACUCUCUAUGGAUGUAUAUUGUCCACCUGAGGCUUCAGUUUUGCUAGCUAGUUACGCUGUCCAAGCUAAGUUUGGUGACUUUGAUGAAGACACAUACAAGCCUGGCAUGUUAGCUAGUGAGGAUCUGCUACCUCAAAGAGUCAUAGAUCAAUACCAAAUGACUUUAGAAAUGUGGGAAGAAAGAAUAAGGGUAUGGUAUGCUGACCAUCGUGGCAUGUCCAGAGAUGAGGCUGAAAUGGAAUAUUUGAAGAUUGCACAGGACCUUGACAUGUACGGAGUUAAUUACUUCCCGAUUUGUAAUAAAAAAGAGACUGAUUUGUGGCUUGGCGUUACAGCACUGGGCCUAAAUAUCUAUGAAAAAGAAAACAAACUGCAACCAAAAACGACAUUCACGUGGUCUGAAAUUAGGCACAUCAGUUUUGAUGACAAGAAAUUUAUCAUCAAACCUGUUGACAAAAAUGCACCAAAUUUCGUGUUCUUCAGCCAAAAAGUCAGGAUGAACAAACUGAUCUUAGACCUGUGUAUGGGAAACCACGACCUGUUUAUGCGUCGCCGCAAACCGGACUCAAUGGAACUUCAGCAGAUGAAAGCUGCCGCAAAGGAAGAAAAGCAAAGGAGGCAGGUACAGCGAAAUAGGUUAGCUAGGGAGAAACAACUGAGGGAAGAGGCAGAAAGGGAAAGGGCCACCAUGGAACAACGGUUGUUGCAGUACCAGGAGGAGAUGAGGCUCGCUAAUGAAGCGCUGCGGAGGUCAGAGGAAAGCGCUGACUUACUAGCAGAAAAAAGUCGAGUUGCUGAAGAAGAAGCGAGACUUUUGAGUCAAAAAGCAGCCGAAGCUGAACAGGAAAUCACCAGGUUACGAUUGACUGCUCUUAGAAAAGACGAGGAAAAAGUUUCUUUAGAGAGAAAAACGAGGGAAGCUGAAAUGUUGACGGCACGGUUAGUGGAAGAGUCUGAAAAAAGGGCAGCUGAAGCUAACAAGUUGAAAGAGGAACUGAUGAGAGCUCGUGCCGCUGAGAAACAAGCCAAAGAGAAGCUUUUGGAUUUUCUCAGUCGGACCACGUCUUCUUAUACGGGAUCGAACACCGCAUCACCUAUUUCUUCUGUGACAGCGCUGUACCCCCCGCCAUUAAGUCCUUGUUAUGGACCAGACUUGUCCAUUUUGGACAAUGAGCCAUCUGCUUCUCCUGAUCUUAACCUCAACAUUACCUCUUACGAUCUCAUCGUUAACGGCGCGGAUGCCGAUCAGUUGUCCUUAGAAAUUGAAAAAGAAAGGUGAGUAAGGGUUUCUUUAGAACAAUCUUCCAUUUUCUUGACAUUCUGUAUAUUUUUUGGUUUUCCAGAGUGGAUUACCUGGAGAAAUCUAAGCAUCUCCAGAAUCAGCUGAGAGAACUGCGCAGCGAAAUCGCCGUUUUGAAAGUGGGCGAGAAACAGACUGACUAUGACCAGCUGCACGAGGAGCAGGUCAAAAUGGGCGAGACCAAGUACUCUACCUUAAAAAAAAGCAAAUCGGGUUCGACGAAAAGUAGGGUGGCGUUUUUUGAAGAGUUAUAGUAUAGUCUAUUUACGUUUAAAUAUUUAUACAAGAAUUAUGUUAAGACUAAAAUAAAUAUUUUAUCCUU